CUCCACUAACUCUGCCCGAUUUUGAUCCUCGUCCUGUGGUGCCAACCACUCUUCCAACCAGCGACAUGGCGACAAGAUACCCUUUGUCUGUCGAUCGUUGCGUAUCGGAUGUGCCUAUCCAUGCCCGGCUCAUCAAUUCCGACUCACUUUUUGACAACCAUCGAUAGUCUUCGCGAUUUCAAUGUCGUCGAUUACUCGCCCCGACAAUCCUCGGCCAUGCCACUGAUGGUACCCAUCCAGUGUCUUUUCUUCGCCUUCGUGGCCGCUGCUUGUGUCCCGGUUUCGACAUUGCUUCUUAUUUUCAACCUCCUGUGUAUAUCGCUUCCGCCUAGGACUUCGUUCCACCAGCGUCUCAAGAGAGUGCCAGGGUUCCGAUCGAGGACGAUUUUCAUCACGGGAGUCAACACACCCCACGGUUUGAGACUGGCUAGGGCAUUUCAUUCCACCGGUCACAAAGUCGUUGGCGCUGAUUAUGAGCCUGAUGCGUUUCCUAUCCACGUGCGGUUUUCGAACGCUUUAAGCCGCUUCUACCGGCUGCCGCCCAAAUCCGACCACAGCCACCAGGUCGCGUACAUCGCAUGCCUGGUCCGGAUUAUAGAGCAAGAGAAUGCUGAACUUUGGAUCAACUGCACGACCAGUGCAGAUCCCAGUACCGAGGCACAAGCGAGGAGUGUUAUUGAGCAGAACAACAAGUGCCAAUGUUUCGCCCUUCGAGUCAACGAUGUCCCCUAUUUCGCGACAAGGGAAGCAUUUCUCUUAUACACGGCCAGCCAAGGAUUACCGAUACCCGAAACAUAUCAUGUCAAAUCACGAGAUGAGGUACACAAUGUGCUCAACAAAGCUCGCGGAAGACGGAAGUACUUGCUGCAUAGUCUGGACCAAAAUGGAGAUCACGCCAACUCGACCAGGACAGUACUUCCGCGGAGGACACUGAGUCAAACCUACAAUACAGUGUCCCAGAUGGCCAUUACGAGCACGGUCCCCUGGAAGCUGGAACAGGACGUGAAUGGACUGGAGAGAUAUCACACCUUUGCGAUCAUCGUCAGAGGCUCUCUCAGAGCCUUUGCCGCCAGUCGGCCGACAUAUCUUGGCUGCUAUCAGCUCGUGGAGCCCAAAUCCGCCCUCAGUAUGUCCAUGUUGCGGUUUGUUCACACGUUUGCACGCAACCAGGGCCAUGACUUCACUACACAUUUGGGAAUCGACUUCUGUGUUGAAGAGCAGGUUACCGAAUCUGGGGUGGCCCAGAUCAUCCUCCCGGUCCAGGUCUGUGUCCAAGCUCAGGCCGCCGCGCAGCUGUUUCAAGGCCUGGGUGGGUCAGUUCAAUUGACUCGAGCCUAUCUAGAGUGUUUGACUGAGAAUGAACUCAGCGUCGGCAAGCAAAUAACGAAACCAGCCCCUGCAGUCACACAGCACACUCUACAGGACGACGUAGCCAUGCCGGAUUCGACAACAUCUGGAACGUACUGCUUCGGCCAGGAUCUCCUGCAGUUGUGCUUUGGGCCACUCCUCAGCAUGAUCACCUUGAGGAUCGGUAUCAUUGACUGCACCCAACAGUUGAUUCGUUUCUUCAACCACCUGGUUUUCUGGGAAGAUGACUUGUACAACUUUCGGGACCCAGUACCUUUUUGGUGGUCUUACCAAGUCUACAUUCCGUUGCGAUUUGUCAGGACUGCAGUGGCUUGGACUCACGACGUCCCUUGAUAGCUGACGAAGACUGAUCUUGACAUUGCUGACCAAACAUCAGGUGUCAAACGUCUGUACCUUAAGAGCGCAAUGGCUCCAAGAGUUCGACAAGAGCGAAGUCCGUGUCUCCCAAUGAGCAGUGGACGUAUUCGUCAGGUCCAGACUUUAGCUUGUUUUACCCCGAAGUCGCUGUCAACCAGAUUGCCACUGCUAGACGCUGUGUGCAUCAGCGGGCCGCGGAUCAUUGCCUCUAAUUUCUGCAUGGCCUCAUAGCCAAUACUGGGUGGAAAAUGCUAUUGAAGCUGAGAAUCACCCGGUCCAAAUUGGGUUCACCGUGACAAAAGUUCAUAGGAGACUGAUCUCUAUCCGCGAAGCCAGUACGAUACGGAGUCGGCCGUGUGUCUGGGGGCGAUACAGCAUUCGUUUGCUGGAAAAUAAGGGCGGAAAAUGGGUGGACAUCGCUCGACUCGGUGUGAACCAAAAGUGCGUCGAAUCAGGACUCAAACCCAGGCCACACGUAAUCUGGCAAAUCGUCUUGAUGAUCAACAAUUUGCAAGAUUGAAGACUGAAUUACUACACUCCUGCACCUGUUUUCGCGGGCGAGCGAGACUUUGCCAAUGGCCGACCCUGCGAGAAUCGGGCUUCAUGGAAAUUGCGGCUGGCUGGAGCGGUGGGUUUUCACGUCAAACAUGCAGCAUGAUGGAAAAAUCCGACACUUGCUGCAAGGUUGGAAGCGAACAGGCACGGGCGUGCCGUUCAUGCCUUUUCCUUAUCUGGAAGUCUAGGCGAGCAAAGCUCCUUUCUUCUUCAAUGGGCCGAGCUGAAACGGGCAUGAGGAAGAGCGCCCAGUUUCGUGCUGGGUUAGCGUGGGGUGUCCCAAGCGAACACUUUCGUCCCUUCGAGAUGUGCUAGCGAGUCUGGUCCAGCUCGAAGGAUGGCGUCCAUUCUCUCCUCUACUCACCAGCGCACCAUCUCUCCUCUCAGCUUAGCACGGAGGAGAGCCGUGGCUGGUCUCCCGUAUGGAGCCUUCUGAAACCAACUGCAAAGGCACCUCCGGAAACCGAUCCCUGGUCAAUAGAUGCAGGAUGCGAUUGGAAGGGAACGCAAAUGGUCUGCAACCGCUAGUACUCGUAAAACAUUUGUCAAAGGAUCGGCGCAAACGAUGCGAGGCAGGAACAACGUCCCUCUCACGGAUACAGAUGCCACCAUGAGGAACGCCUCCGAGAAUGAGGUCAAGGGCAGAGUUCUGUGCGGCUGUUCCUCAAACAGUGUUCAAAACGGCGGUGGAGAUACCUGCAGGUGUAGAGGAGGGUAUACUCUGGAGCUGAGGUGCAUCGCAUUUUGGUGCUCCUACGUCGCAGAGGCGGCAAUAUGGCGUGACCAUGCAGGGUCGGCGAACCUACAACUUCGACACUCGCUUGGUCUACAAGGCAAUCUGAACCACCACACUACCUCAAGAGAAUAUCCAGCUCAAAGCUGUUCGUUCAAGGGGCAACUAGCACAUCUCGAGUAUUGAAAGGGGCUGUCCGUUCGAAGAGGAUCCCGUGUCUAAAUGACAUAACAUCGGCUAGGGAGUGCCGAAACCCCAGGAAAUUCCACCAAGAUCAGGGAGGACGAAGAACCUGGAGUCCGAUCCAGCUCAAAAUGUGCGCAAGCAUGCGGGCUAGCACAGUCCUUGGGGGCCAGUUCUGCCGCCGCUACUGAGACCUUGUGGACAAUGCACUGGCACCCAUCUAGAAAAGGUUGGUGCUCAAGACCCGCGGUGGAUGGGCGAUUGGUGAUGGUGCCCUCGUCAAUUCGUUGGUUCUGGCCGGGCGCCGCGUCUUGGGUUGAAGCCCGAGGGCGAGUCGACGGCCGGCGCAACUGCAGUGUUUGCGCGUUGUGGAGAGUCUGGACCUGCGCCGAGCACGCCGAGGACGCCUCCUCGCAUCCCAUCGCAGCCAUCCUCGCUAUUCGGGUUUCUGGGGGGGUCACACGCUGGGAUAGACGAUGCUACCCCGCAAAACCAGUGAGGGCCUGGGGGGUGGGUGGAGCAAAGAAAAAAAGCAAAUUGGUGGCGGUGAGUGCAGUCGGUUAGUUGUUUUGGGCUCUCUGCAGCCGUGCGAAAGGACGGGGCAAAGAAACGACUUUGCAGGAAGGAAAAAGGGGGUGGAGGAACUACUACUGCUAGGUAGGUAGGGAGGAUGGAGGAGUAGUAGAGAGUAGUCGUAUGAGCACAAUAAUGACCUUUGACCACGA
Cladophialophora immunda is the source of this 3921-nucleotide messenger RNA. RefSeq lists its product as uncharacterized. The coding region runs from base 109 to 1701 and encodes 530 amino acids. The transcript has a single exon. The record is from RefSeq and is a predicted model, not a curated record. Lineage: Eukaryota; Fungi; Ascomycota; Eurotiomycetes; Chaetothyriales; Herpotrichiellaceae.